Sordaria macrospora k-hell is the source of this 960-nucleotide messenger RNA. The record is from RefSeq and is a predicted model, not a curated record. NCBI's taxonomy places the organism in Eukaryota, Fungi, Ascomycota, Sordariomycetes, Sordariales, Sordariaceae.
AUGUCCUCAUUCACGGCCUCCCUCAAAGACACCUUGUCCGAACUCACCUCUUCCAAGUCUUCCUCCUCGAAGCCCAAACCCGAGGACAAGCACGAGGAGGAACACAACUCCAGCCAAGAUCAGCAGUCCUCCUCGACCAAAGAACGUGACGACAAAUCCUGGACCCAAGCCUCCUCCCAAGCCGCCCGUGCCUACGACGACUACCGCCAAGGUAACUCAUCCAAAGCCACUCAAGAAAUCCAAGAGGCGGCGAAGAGCGCUGCUUCCGCGUACAAAUCGAGCGGAGGCAAAUUCGACGCCCAGGACUUUGCGGGUGGGCUGGUGAGUGGGUUGAUUCCUGGCCAUGGUCAUGGUUCGGGUACUGGUGGGAGUGGUGGAGGAUUAUUGCCUGUGAAUUUGAAGGGCGAGGACUUGGGUGGUGAUGAUAAGGUUACGAGUGGUGGUGACGAUAAGGUUACGAGUGGUGGUGGUGUUGGUGACGGAGGUGGACAUGAAGAGGGCGUUACCACCGUCAAGAACCCAGUGAAGGACCAAGGAAAGGAGAACAGCGUAGUUGCAAAGCAAGUAAAGACUCUGGCGAAUCUUGCCGAUGCAAAUGCCAAAAUGCAGAUUCCAGCGGCAGCGGCGGCGGCGGCGGCGGCGGCGGCGGCAAGGGGUGUGCUUGCCAGGAUCAAGAUAAUUACCGGCAAGAUCAAGACCAAGACCAAGAUACUAGCCAGUCCCAGAAAGAAGAUUACGGUGGAAAGUCUUCGUCGUUCAAAGAUCUCGGCACUACAGCCGGCGCUGGAGUUGGGUUCGGAUCAGGGACAGGAGCUGGAGAUGGCGGAGAUGGAGGAAACGCUGGUGGCGAGUCUGAUUUGUCUCCGUCUGCCAUCACGGCUGCUACGGAUGAGUUGCUUGCGGGUGCCAAGAGUGAGAGUGAGACUACGGGAGGAGGAAGAGGGACUGGAACGUAUGUAG